Molecule: messenger RNA, 7089 nt
Organism: Aplysia californica (California sea hare)
Lineage: Eukaryota; Metazoa; Mollusca; Gastropoda; Aplysiida; Aplysiidae
Exons: 2
Coding region: 304-4422 (1372 amino acids)
Source: RefSeq, a predicted model, not a curated record
CAAACGUUCAAAAUAAAGUUUACAGAUUUAUGGAAGCAGCUUAACUGGUAUAGAUUUUCUAACUUGCCAAGCUAUUGAAGCUCUUUAGUUUUCCGAGGUCAAGCAGUUCCAGCACGGAGCUCUUCAGAAACUAAGGGAAUUUAUGCUCUAGUAGAGAAACAAACAUGUCUGUCAAGUUCUUGAUUCUCUGAUGACUUGAAGUGCAUGUAGGCUGCAAUUUUAUAAAUGAAAUCGCUUCUCUGGAAAAUACCCAGAAAGAUGAGCCAAAAGUGUUUACUCUGAGACGGACGCAGGUUUCCUGAAAUGGCGUUUAACAAUGCAGGCCCCAGUAUGUCGGGGAGGUACCACCGCUCUAUGCCGUUUAUGCAGCAAAUGGAUUUCUCAGGGAUGGCAGUGUCAGCCUAUCCAGAUUUGUCAAGUCUUAUGGAUAUCGCAGGCUCUUCGCAGCAGUGCAGUACAUCUGGCUUUCAAUCACAAGUCCGGGGCAUGCCAGCCUCAGGCAGUCUGGUUGACUGCAACAGGACCCGCCCACUUGACUUCAACCUCAACAACCGAUCACUGCAGCCAGAAUUCCCUCCCAUGUCUUCCAUACCUUCCUUUCCAGGUAGUGGGCAUGUGCAAAGAGGGGGUGGCCCAUUUGCUCAGCAGUUCCAUUCUUCCUACUCGAACCACACACGUUUUCCAGAGACUUCAUAUCACUAUCCUGCUCCUAAGAACACACCAGGGUGGUGUACCAACUCUUUGUCAAAAUCCCAUUGUAGUGAUCAAGAUUCUCCACCGUUACCCACUGAGAAAACUACAAAAGCACAACUGGGAAAAAAGUCCAACAGCAGGUCUAAAAAGGACAAGAAACCCAAAUUCAAGAGAGUACGGUACAUCAAGCCUGGGUGUUCUGUUGUAUGUAGGAGACGUUGUAAGGAAAAGAUAUCUCAGAGUCUGAGAGAAGAUAUUUUUAAUGAAUACUGGAAUCUAGAAAGUGAUUCAAAAAAGAAAGAGUUCAUAGCAAACAAUGCUAUAAAAAUGCCAAUGAUGAAAUGCAAGGAAGGCUCCCGAAGAAGUUUCUCAGUAGAUUGGGCAUUCUCACUAAAGGGGGAAUCUUACUCUGUGUGCAAACUGUUUUUUCUGCACACAUUGGACAUCCCAGAAAACACUGCAUAUGCAGCUAUUAAAGAAAGUGCUUUUUUUACAAAUGACACACCUAUAAUUGACACCAAAGAGACUAAAAAUCCAUUAAAAUUGAAACCAACAUGGUUUGAAACAGAUCUUGAUGAUUACAGUUCACCACAGAAGAAAGGGAAUUCCAAGAAAAUAAGAGAAGCGUCCUUCUCUAAGAAAGAGAAAUACAUGGAAAUGAGAGCAGGCUGCACGUCUUGUCGUAGAAAUUGUCAAUCAAAGUUCACAAGAGAAGAACGAUUGGCCAUUUUCAAUGAGUAUCGUAGUCUGAGUAACAUUCGUAAACAAAGAGAUUACAUUGCCAAAUAUAUCAUCCGAACUGAGCGCAAACGCAUCAGACCAGGACUCACUACCAGAAGAGGAUGUUCUAUUGAGUGGUCUUUACCAUUAAAAGAAGAAAAUAUUUUAGUUUGCAAGACAUUUUUCCUCCAUACGGUUGGAAUAAGUGAGCGAUCUGCUUAUAAUAUUGGUCUUCAGAAUGAAAUCAAGCCUGUUGUUAGAACUGUUAAGAAUCCAAGAAAAACAUGCAAAACCGUUAUUACCUCAAAAAAAGCUAAAACUGCAAGCUCAAUAAUGGCUAAAGGAAAAUUAAAGUCAGCCUUGAGGCUUUCUAGAAAAAAGGUUGAGAAGAUAGAGAGUAACUGUAGUGAAACAGAAAUUGAAACAGAUGUAGGUGAAGAGGAUUAUUAUUCUGAUGCCUGGAAGGAGAACAAAAAGAAGAAAGGAAAAACAGUCCGCAAAAGGAAAAAACGGUCAUCAGAUAAGACUGUCAGAUUCAAGAAAGCCAAACUGAAGAAUGUGCAAAGUUCUGACUCUGAAGAUAACUCGUACAUUGUGAGACAGAAAAGGAAUCUUCGCUCCAAAAUUAGACUUGCUCCUUCUCUGUUUAACUUGCCCAUUAAAAAGAGGGAAAAUCAUAUUCAUCCUGCUGUUCCUGUUUUAAAAAUCAAAAAGGAAAGAAUAAUUCCUGUUGAACUGUCGGCCAAAAAGAAAAAGCGAAAUCCCUAUAAAAGAAAAGAAACUCCUACACAAAUUAGUUAUCCCUUAUGUCCUGAUGAUUGCCCAAAGAAAUGUAGGAAAAAUUUAUCGGAGGACAUUUGCAAGGAAAUCUUUAAUUCUUUCUGGUCUUUGAAAAAUAUGGAAGAACAAAGACAGUUUAUAUCAACUUGUGUGAGAAAAGAGGCAAGAGCCACAUGCAGUUGCCUCAUUGCAAGUAAAUUGAGGGAAAAGAGACGUGGAUACAAAAUCCAUUGGAAUCUCGAUUUUCGCGGUCUUGAAAUUCCUGUUUGCAAAACAUUCUUCAUGCAUGUAUUACAAAUAAGUGACAGUGUGGUCUAUAGAGCCAUUCGAAAUGAUAAACAGUUUGAAGCUAGGGGCCCUCCUCUACCUUGUAAGCACUUCACUGGGCAAUUUCAGACUCAAGGUUCACAUUCUGAUGCUUCUAAAGAUGUGACAAGAAGUGGAAAUCUAGCUGAGGAAUUGAAUGUCCAAAAACAAACAGAGAACAAGCCUGCUGAAAGCUCUGAAGUUAAUGAUACUGAAAUUUUGAUACGUGCGUUUUCGCCUAACUCAACACAAGUGAACAAAAGUACACCAGGAGUUCAAACUGCUGGAGAGGAGAAUUGUUCUGAAUAUCAACACUCCCAGGAAGUGACAUUUGAGUCUUGUGCUCAACAGACAGCUCAGGCUAUAAGUACUGAAACUCGACAGAAAAAUCAUCAAGCAGAAUCUUCAGUUGGAAACACUUUGUGUCAAAUUGAAGCAAACUAUGAGUCGCUGAUUCCCAGUCUUCAUGAAGAAGAAGCGUCAAGUGUGGAUCAAGUUAUUCCGUCCAUUUCUCUCCCCAUGCCUUCCCAGUCAGCCUUUCCUCAGUUCUGUCACAGUCUUCAAGUCACUGACACUAUGCAGCAACCUCCUCAAGGAAGCUUACACGUGGGAAACCCCACUGAACUAUGGCCGUCUAAGCCUUUGGACUCCUCGAGCCAUCCCUUGCCUAGCCAUCACAACAUGUCUGUCUUUCCAGCCUUGACUGACUAUCGCAUGGAUGCUGCUGUGGGAAAUUGUGUGCCUGGUACGUCUCGAGAGUUCUCGCAUUUUUUUCCAAUGGACAGCAGGCAUCAAAUUCGUAUGGGCUCACAAAACCACUUCUCCAACCCCACAUCGGCAUUUUCAUAUCAUCCAGCUGCUACAGAUAUCCCAACAACCUCCAUGAAUCAGGCAAUGCCAAUAUCUUUUGGCAGUGAGAUGAUGGGAUUUUUCCACUCCCAGAGAUUCCACGCUUUGAAUGUCCCAAUGCCAAGGGAAUGCACCUCUUCCAUGAAGCCUCAGAAUGCUCCGUUUAGUUUCAUAGAAGGAAGUUCUCGUAUGAAUAGUAGUAGCAGUGAAUCCUUAGUUCUACAGUCUCUUAGCAAUACUAAUAAUGGCAUUCCAUCAUCUGUACCUGUGAAUGGAGCAAAAUCAAAGAAAAGAAAAAAGAAGUCUGUCUCUAUACCCAAAUCAAAAGUUCCCAAAGUUCGCAACUCGAAAAGCACUAAGCGACGGGAAAAGAAACCAUUUACUAAGAGUGUGAAGCCUGGUUGUGCAGACGCCUGCAAAAGAAAAUGUGGAGCCAAAAUCCCAUGGGAUGCCAGAGAGACUCUUUUUAAAGACUUUUGGAACCUUGAAAAUGACACUAAGCGUAGAGAGUUUAUUUUACCAAUUGUGAAAAAAGUUCCAAAGAAAAGCUGCAGUGGUGUCAACAGUAGACGCUGUUGUACAAUAGAAUGGGGUGUGCCUUAUGCUGGAGAGCGUCAAUUAGUAUGCAAACGUUUUUUCUUAGAUACAUUUGACAUUGGUGAGAAGUUUGUCAAGACCAUCUUUGACAAAAUGGAAAAAUUGGGUGGCUCCAUGCAGGAUAUGAGAGGCAGACACUGUAAAAGAUCUUAUGUUUUCAUGCAGGAGCAAGAUGCAGUCGAGAGCCAUGUAAGAUCUGUGGCAACCUUGAAGGCCAUUCAGUGUAUACAGUGUAAGAAAGAUUUCACUCGCUGGUGUACUGAGCCAGGGUUGUCCAUGGCUCACUUUUACAAGACUUAUGCAGAGAAGAGAAAACUGGAGGGUGGAAAACCUGCCUGCCGCGCAUCAUUCACAGACAUCUGUACAAAGAAAUUCAACAUCAAAAUGAGCAUGCUGAAAGAGGACAUGUGUGAUCAGUGUACAAGCUUACUCCCACCCGUGCCCGAGGAGGCUUCAUCUACCAUUUCAUUACAAUAAAUCUCAGUCUUGUCCAGUUCAACUGAAUAGAUUUCCUGUAUAAAUCUAAUUCAAUGCAAUAGACUAUCUUGAUAUGAUUAAGUUUCAUCUUUUAAUUAUAUAUGUCACCUGUGGUUAUUGGCUGUCUCUUCAUCUCUCUCUUCAACAUUGGCAGCUACUCAAAAUGAACUGCAUAGCAGUUCAAUGGGUAGUUAAAGUUUUUGUUAAUGCGUGCGCUCAUCAGCACAAUUAAAAUCAUGUAGGUGACAGGUUGCUUCAACCCUGCAUGUCAGAGCCAACUCUGGAUGGUGGGAUACUUCCUUGCAUGAAUACAGAAAUAGGAUAAGAUAUUUUUUUCUCCUGAAAAUCUAACUCUUGCUUGCUUUGCAUGCAAGAUGAAGAGUCUACCAUUACACCACAGUGACUGUUGACUUGUUUUGAAAAAUACUAAUUAAUUAAUCAAGAGGACUUAUUAAAGGAAAGGGGCUAAAAAUGAAUGCUCUUUAUCCUUACUUCCUCAAAUAUUCAUCAACAAUGUCUCGCUAACUUACCAAGCGAGCCCAUGAAAAACCCAUGUUCAUUUUUAAGGAAUUCUCACACGGGAACUCCAAACCCAACCCCAUGCAAUAAUCUUUUAUCUCGUGUGGACUGGAAAUAAUUAAAAAGGUUCAAGAAAAGGAGUGGUGCAAGUUAAUGAGAAAAGACCACUACAUCAUUUUUUUUCAUUCAAGAGUCUCGAGCAUGGGAAGAUAAAAUUGUGGAUGGGGUGAUAUGAUAGCUGAAUCCAACUAGAGUAACUGUAUUUACAAAUACUUUCAAUUGAAAUCCAGGGGUAUUUUUUUGUUUUGAAUUGUUAGCAAAUCCAUAAUAAACAUAUAUGUGCUUUGUUUGUUUAAAAAAAUAAUGUCUCAUAUUGAUUUCUCGUUAUGUUUAGUCUUUGGACUCUAACUUUAAGGCUGUGUUUUAUGUAUUUGAUUCCUUUCACCAUUUUCUGUAUGUGUUUUGACGACAAUCACAGUGAAGGAAUAGUUUUCGCCUCCAUUUGAACUUUCAGAUUCCAAUUGAGAGACUACCCCUGAGAUUGAGAAACUUGUGGGUUUUGUUUUUUCUGAGUUCUGAAAUUUACUGGAGUCCUACCUCUUAAGUUAUAAUUUAGCCCUUAGACAAAGGAUUGUAAUCUAAAGAAAUGAAAGCUAUGUUGAUAGCUGAUUAUUGUUUACUUGAUGUGAAUUGUUCAGGAUAUAAAUGAAAGAAACUGAACUGUAUGAUGAGUUUGUUAUGCUGUCGGUGGGCUCUGAUUUUGCUUGAGGCGCUGCCUUCAUCCAUAUAGUUGGUUGUGUAUAUUUGACUUUCUUAGGUUGUGAAAAUAAGCUGUGUUAUGUAUCAAAUAAAUUACAAUGAAACUUAUUCAGCUCAUCCUACCUUGAUAGAAACUAACUUUCAGCUCAGGGUCCUGACAGGGAACCCGGUCCCUCCUUUUGUUAAAUGUGGGUUUUUUUCUUGUGAUUGAAAUUGAAUUAGUUUUGUUGAAGACUUUCAGUUUGUUCAGUGCAUGAAAUUCCUUCCUGCAGUGGUCAUUAUGUCUGUAUUCGUUGUAUGUUUUUCAGUUGUUUUAAUAGAUUUAUUACCCUACAGUAUCAGGCUGCUGAUUGUGUGUAUAUUCAUGUAGAGAUGCAUUCUUUUUUACUUCAACUGUUUCAUGUGAGAUCCCAUGUGUGCUAAAUGUGGCACCCUCUUUAGUAGUAUCAUCAUGGUCAUAGUCAUAGGCUGUGCUUGUUGUCGACAAGCUGAUAGAAUGUAUCAAGCCAUUCAAGCAAAAUUUUACUGGAAAGAGAAGAAACUGCUUCAUUUUUUAAACAAUAAAUAAUUGUACCAACAUUAUUAUGUAUUUUUUCUUGAUGUUUUCAAAUUAAGUGUUUGAAUUUCAACAAAAUAUUUCUUGAGGACAGGCAACCUAUGCCAUAGAUUAGGAACUGCAAUAAUUUCAAAUUGUGGGCUUUAACUUUAACAACAGCAGGCCGGCGUUCCUCUUUUUCAGGACAGAGAGAGCGAAAGAGGGAAAUUAUCUUGUUUAAAAACUCAUUAGUUAACAGAAGGACAUAACCCAUUUUUGGUUGUCAAUAUUUUUGAAUGAUUUGUCUUCACUUUUACAUUUUAGUACAGUGGGUGCCGCAUUCAACGAGAUCACAUUCAACAAGAAGUCGGCUCCAACGAGGCAAUCCUUAAUCCCGAUUUUUCCCUCUUUAUCUCUUUGUAAAUGUACGUCAGCUCCAGCGAGGUUGCAAACAGACAGAAGUAGGUUUCAACGAGGUUGUGAUAACCAAAUGAAAGCAAUUACCGGCCCAAAAUGCGAAGAAUUUUCCUCCUUUCUCUCCAUCUCACGGGAAGCACAAACAAGGCCCAUCCUCGAUUCCCAAAACAUUGUAUUGCUAGAUCUAGGCCUAGGGUGUCUCCUAAUAUGGACCCCAAAGCCAAGAGGAUUGGUGAGGAUUAGCCUACGGUAGGGAUGGGAGGGCGUGGGUGGGAAUGCAAUGCGAGCUGUGUGAUACUUGAUGAACUUUCUAGAUCGAGUCCUUCAUUUUUUUCAAUUUUCUUUUCUUCCCCUGAUCAGAAAAUCCAAGCUCCCGCCAUUACCUUAUGUAGAUCUAGGUAUGUUUUCACACGAGAAGUGUUUCAGAAAAAAACAAA